Messenger RNA from Anguilla rostrata (American eel), 2324 nucleotides. Its product is annotated as ras-related protein Rab-2A. The transcript is spliced from 8 exons. Gene Ontology annotation, molecular function: GTPase activity; GTP binding. The record is from RefSeq and is a predicted model, not a curated record. Gene Ontology annotation, biological process: vesicle-mediated transport. Gene Ontology annotation, cellular component: Golgi apparatus. The coding region runs from base 182 to 820 and encodes 212 amino acids. Lineage: Eukaryota; Metazoa; Chordata; Actinopteri; Anguilliformes; Anguillidae.
CGAAGGCGGAACGUAUGACGUAGGCAGCCGGACUCAGAGGGUUUUAUUGUUCCUUAACGUCGGACACUGAAUUAGGGGCUUUCAGAGCCUAUAUCUAUUAGGAAUAUAGACUAUUUUCAUUCCUAGGUUUGCAGGGGAAAGAGAUUUACAGUACAAAGGCAAAACCAGGUGUCCAGCUGCCAUGGCGUAUGCGUACCUCUUCAAGUACAUCAUUAUUGGGGAUACGGGAGUGGGGAAGUCAUGUUUAUUGUUACAGUUCACAGAUAAGAGGUUUCAGCCUGUGCAUGACCUCACCAUUGGUGUAGAAUUUGGGGCGCGAAUGAUCACUAUCGACGGCAAACAGAUAAAACUCCAAAUCUGGGAUACGGCCGGGCAGGAGUCCUUCCGAUCCAUCACCAGAUCCUACUACAGAGGGGCGGCCGGAGCGCUCUUAGUGUAUGACAUCACAAGAAGGGACACCUUCAACCACUUGACGACCUGGUUAGAAGACGCGCGCCAACAUUCCAACUCCAAUAUGGUCAUCAUGCUGAUCGGAAACAAGAGCGAUUUGGAGUCGCGGCGAGAGGUGAAGAAAGAGGAAGGGGAGGCCUUCGCCAGAGAACACGGUCUCAUCUUCAUGGAGACGUCCGCCAAGACGGCUUCAAACGUGGAGGAGGCAUUCAUCAACACAGCCAAGGAGAUCUACGAGAAGAUUCAGGAAGGUGUCUUUGAUAUAAACAACGAGGCGAAUGGCAUUAAAAUAGGACCUCAGCACGCUGCCACCAAUGCAACACUUUCAGGAAGCCAGGGAGGACAGCAGGCCGGUGGAGGCUGCUGCUGAGGCCUACGCAUUUCUAUUUGACUGGUUGGGCAUACUAACCCUUUCUUACCCUCCCCACGCCAGCCCAACCCCUCAUUUCCACUCAUUUACUAGAUGGCUGUCCGUCAAGAGCAAAAGCAGAGUCCUUCACAAACCCUCUUAAACUUUUGAAGUCUUUCUGGGCUCCAACAGAGAUGGUUAAUUUUCACCUAAAUGACAAGAUUUUGAGGAUCAUGUUCAUAUUGAUUUUUUUUUAUUUUUUUUUUUUAAGUCAGUUGUGUUUUUUUUUCUGUGUGCCCUUUUGACUUCAAAACUGUAUUGUAUUAAGCACUACAAUAUCAUCUAAGUAUUUUAAUCAGUUCGCGUGGACAAGGUUCCAGGCUAUUUUGGUUACUUGAAGUAACAGUAACAGACAUGUAGGACUGUCAGCCCACCAUUUUCAAAGUGAAGAAGUGAAAAAGAGCAGGUCCGUUUUAAUUCUCUAUUUAUCAUUCAUGUUUUUGUAUAUAUAGUUAUGAUUUCUUGCUAUAGUGUAUCUUGACCAAGUUACAAUACUUUACUGAAUUUGCUGAAACUCCAUACUGUACAAUUUAGUGCUAAGAACUGCGACAGUAUUGCUAUACCUGCUUUGACACACCUUUUUAAUCCUAUAGACCAUUUCCUGCCAUCUACCGUUUUCUUCUCUCUCCAGUAACCUUGAACUGCUCAGUGUAUAGCAACAUUGGCUCAAUAUCCUUCUAAUUUAAUGCCAAAUUAUGUGCUCUAUAACCACAUCUCCAGAAAUGGAUCACCCACUCUCUCUUGAAAUGGAUCAGCUGUUUGCCUUAAAAAAAUAGAUUCAGAUAUUUUUUAGUGGUGAAGCAAAAAGAAACGUUAAUGCAUUUUUCUCUCUCAAAAGAUUCAUGCUAGAAUAAUAUAUUAUAAUAUACCAUUGUUUCUUAUCGAAAUUUAUUUUUCAGGUUAAUCUGCAACAGAAUUUUUGUGCAGAUCGAUAUUAAACUUUAGAUGUCUUUGUGGUUGUGUAAAGAUUUGCUUUAUUUGACGGUGUGUUCUGUUUAUGGAUAUAUGGUGAACAACUUGUCUAUUGUGAAAAGGGGGUGAUAAAAAAAGGCCAAACCUGGAAUAUCUAUGUGACCCUCAACUUAUUUGCUGUGGUGGUUCUUCUUAAAAUGAUUGUUACGACAGUAAAAAAUUUAAAAAAUAUAUGUAUACAAUAAAAAUAUAAUAAUCCCUGUGGUUAAACAAUCUAGAGAACUCCUUUUCUGGCUGUGGGGAAGAAAUGAUAAUGGUAACUAUAUUGUCUACUUUCUUUUCCAUUUCAUUAGCCAUCUCUAAUGAUUUUCUCCACGUAAAUCUUCAUCCCCAAGCUCAUGUGCAGUGUUCAUUAUCCAGACAUCUGUAUAAAUAAAAAUCCCUUCUGCCUUGGAUUCAGAUGUAAGGACAUUCCAGUAAAGUCAAUUAAGUGAAAAAUGUUUGAUUUAAUCAUGCUUGACAUUGAGAUUAAAGUACAGGUCUUUUGUCAAAA